CAUUACUAUCUGUGGUCAAUUGUAAGUCUCCCUGGUCAUCAUAAACAUAAACAACUAAUUAAUCAAAUAUUUGGUGAAUUUGUGAUUUGGUGUUUUGGUAUCAUUUUUAUUAACAAUAGUAAAAAUCAUAAUAAGAACAGUAACACAUCAAUAAUAAAUAAACCAUGAGUCGAAAAGAAGCAUUAUCCACUUUUAUACAACAAAUACACGCUAGACCAGUUGUAGUGAAAUUAAAUAGUGGAGUAGAUUAUAGAGGUGUUCUGGCGUGCCUAGAUGGAUAUAUGAACAUCGCUCUCGAGCAGACUGAAGAAUAUGUCAAUGGACAACUUAAAAAUAAAUUCGGAGAUGCUUUUAUUCGAGGCAAUAAUGUUCUUUAUAUAAGCACCCAAAAGAGAAGAUAUUAGGUUUAGCUGUAUAUACAUUGGUUAAGGUAAAAAUAAAUGAUUUGUAUUUUGU
Molecule: messenger RNA, 456 nt
Organism: Anoplophora glabripennis (Asian longhorned beetle)
Lineage: Eukaryota; Metazoa; Arthropoda; Insecta; Coleoptera; Cerambycidae
Product: U6 snRNA-associated Sm-like protein LSm6
Exons: 2
Coding region: 165-404 (79 amino acids)
Biological process (GO): mRNA splicing, via spliceosome; maturation of SSU-rRNA
Cellular component (GO): P-body; U4/U6 x U5 tri-snRNP complex; sno(s)RNA-containing ribonucleoprotein complex
Molecular function (GO): RNA binding
Source: RefSeq, a predicted model, not a curated record